AUGGUUUCUACAACAAAUGAGGGGAAGUUGAGCUGAUGGCAGGUUUCUUCAGUUGACUUAGGAGGAGAGUGUUUACGUUUUCGUCGCGUGUAAUGUUGUGCUAAAAAGGAUGGUGAAUAAUUUGGAUGCUUGGAGCCUGAAACACCGGCUAUUCCUGGUCAAACAUUUCUACCAGGAGCUAGGCAGUUAUACAUGUGUGAGAUACAACUAUGAGGAUCACUUCAAGGACUGCAAAGACAGUCCGGCUUUCUCCAGGGCUGUUCUCGAUGAGGUUAUCCGGGUAUUCGAGGAGACUGGGAGUGUCUGGAGGACUUCACAGAAUUUUCAUAAUUAUGCCCUGAAAGAUGUCCGGAAUGACAAUAGCCCUUUAAAAGAAUCCCUGCCCAAGCCCACUGAUUCUCUCUUCAAAUGCGAACUCUGUGAGAAAUCCUUUCUCAAUUUCACCAAUUUAAAGCGUCAUGUUCUGCAAUCCCAUGAUCUUGAGGAUAUUUACAAAUGUGAUUUCUGUUCAAUGGAUUUUCGGAAAAAAUACAAAUUCUUGCGGCACAUGAGGAGUCACAAUGAAAAUAUUUCGUCAACCGAAUCGCGAAUGAAGAGUCCUACAGAAUUUAAGCGAUGCCAAGAAUGUGGAAAAUUUUGUUCAAGUUCUACUUUGGAAGAACACUUAAAAACUCACAGAGUGGACCAUCCACUCAAAUGUAAUAUCUGUGGGAAGGUUUUUGCAUGGAGAUAUGGCUUUAAAUUGCACAUGAUGACCCACAGGGGUUUUCCUGUGCAGAAAAAGUGGCCAAAAUGUGAUAUUUGCGAGAGAAAAUUUGCCGGAGAACGAACAAUGAAGCUUCACAGGGAAAGAGCUCAUGGAGCAGGAAAUUCAAAUCAAGCCACAUCAGCAAAUAUUUUGGGGUCUCAAAGGAAUCCUCAAGGCCCAGAAAUAGCAAUAGUAGAAAUGAAUGAGAUGGAAAUUAAGAAAGAAAUAACUGAACCAAACGAUAUUCAUAUUGUAGAAAUACCAGACGCAGAAAUAGUUUCACCAAUUGUUCCAAAGUUAGAAAAUACACCAAUGGACACAAUGGAGGAUAAUCCUAUAUCGAUGGAUGUACAGGAUGGUGAUUUUGGUGACGAUAGUGAGAGUAGUAAUAAUUUUCCAGAAGCAGAUGACAUGUUCUCUCCCAAUAUUCCCCAAAUAGAAAAUAAGACUAAAUUGUGCGAUCCAUCCGGUGAUCUGGCACUCUGUGAUCUUUGUGGGAAGGUACUGAGUUCAAAAGGAGCCCUGAAGACUCACAUGAUAACCCACACCAAGGAUAAGCCGUUCAAGUGUUCAAUUAAAGGAUGCUACAAGGCAUACCGUUGGGCACAAUCUCUGGACUUUCACGUACUCACUUAUCAUGCCAAGGACAGAGGAAGGCGAAUGAAAUGCAUUCUUUGCAAUAAGGCUUUUGUCUACACGCACAUGCUAAGGGCUCAUAUGAAAGUUGAUCACAGUGAUGAAAUCUUGGCAUGUGAUUUCUGCAGUCACGUAUUCACUGACAAAAAUGAAUAUGAUUGCCACUUGCGUGAGUGGCAUAAUUUUGUGGAUGGAGCGACUCAAGAGGGCGAAGGCAGUCAAGGUGCCGAAGUAGAUCAUAAAAAUUUAAUUAUGCUAAACUUGAGAGGAAAGAAAGCUCGAUUAAAACCCGUAACUUGUAGUAUUUGUGGAAAAGAUUUCCAAUACAAGUACAUGCUGAAGAAGCAUUUAGGAUCCCAUGCAAAAACAGAUGAAGCUCUCAUGUGCCCGGAGCCAGGAUGUGGCAAAUCCUUCCCAAUUGAGAAGUACUUGAAGCUGCAUAUAGCAACACAUACGGAGCGGAGAUUCAAAUGUGCAGACUGUGAUCGGAGUUACAAGGAAUUCCGAAUACUGAAAUGGCAUAUCAAGAAGGAGCACUUGAAAGCUGAUCCGCCUUAUAAAUGCAAUUAUUGCACUUAUACGGGUUGGUAUUCUGAGCAAUACAAGAGACAUCUAAGAGUUUACCACGAAAAUGAGAUACAAAUGGCACAAAAAAAUGUUAAAAAGUGAAAUAAAUGGAAAAAAAUAAAUUGGAAAAACUACAAAAUAAAAAUAAAUGCUAAUAACAUAAAAUAAAAAA
Messenger RNA from Phlebotomus papatasi, 2123 nucleotides. Its product is annotated as zinc finger protein 227-like. Gene Ontology annotation, biological process: regulation of transcription by RNA polymerase II. NCBI's taxonomy places the organism in Eukaryota, Metazoa, Arthropoda, Insecta, Diptera, Psychodidae. The record is from RefSeq and is a predicted model, not a curated record. The transcript has 6 exons. Gene Ontology annotation, cellular component: chromosome. Bases 110 to 2053 code for a protein of 647 amino acids. Gene Ontology annotation, molecular function: chromatin insulator sequence binding.